Messenger RNA from Epinephelus fuscoguttatus (brown-marbled grouper), 1216 nucleotides. RefSeq lists its product as uncharacterized. The transcript has 5 exons. Lineage: Eukaryota; Metazoa; Chordata; Actinopteri; Perciformes; Serranidae. Gene Ontology annotation, biological process: response to bacterium. The coding region runs from base 270 to 1040 and encodes 256 amino acids. The record is from RefSeq and is a predicted model, not a curated record.
CCAAAAAGUCCAAAAGACCAAAAAGUCCGAAAGGAUUCAGUCUGGAGUUAGAAGUUCCUGUGUAGUGUCAUUUGAAGAAACCUUGUUUAAUCUUCACAGCUAGACCAUCCCCUAGCAUCACACCAAUAGAAAACACCCACAGAACCAAAUGUUCCAUUCAACUAGCCAAUCAGACUGUACAUUUCCUUUAAUGGAAAAGUCUGCGCAGGUCGUUACAUCCGGCAGUAAGACCUGUUUCAUUGUCUUUCAACAUCAGAUCAUCAUCACACAUGGACGGGCUGCAUAUUUUUCUGGUCAUUCUCCUGGGAGUUGUACACUGUCGAGAUGAUUGGAUCUCUGAAUCAGAGUUGGAAGUGACAGUCACUCCAGGAGACAACAUCACUCUCUACUGUGACUAUAAAUUAUCCACUGGAGAACUUAUAGUGUGGUACAGGAACUGCUCUCAUGAGAACCAGCCCUCUCUUGUCCUAAAACUAAAUCGUAAUGCAUGGAGACAGUCCACUAUUGCUGCCGGCCUUCUGAAUCCUCUUCCUCGUUUCCACUUUGUGAGAAACUAUAUGUCUGACUCCUAUGACCUGCUGAUUGUAAACGUCACUGAUUCUGAUGAGGGUCUCUACUACUGUGGAAGUGAACAGAAACAAGUGGAAGACAAAGGACAAAUUACUUCAAAAAACAUUUACAGAUACGGCACCAAUACAACAAGGAUCAUCACAGUACUCAACUCCACUGAGCCUUACGGCCCGAUUACACAAGACUGUGGUUUGUGCUGGAUGCUGCUGUUCUCUCUGUGUCCAGCUCUCACUGUUCUCUCCUCUGUGCUCUCCUCUCUCCUGGUUUAUCACCUCUGUCGGGAAGCAGCUGAGGAACCUAAAGCUGAUAAGAAAAGACAUGACACCAGAGGCCAAACAAGAGGGGAAAAGGAUGAAGAUGUGUGUUAUGCUGCAGUGGAAAUCUGCGAGACAUCACAGAGACCAAAGAAGAAGAAAACCCAGAGCUCAGACUUCACCACCUAUUCUGCCAUCAAUGUUUGCAGGAUGUAGAGAGCCUUAGAAUUUAUACAAAUAUAUAUAAAUUGUGACAUUACUUUAUUAGAGUUUAUAUUUCUGUUAUUUAUCUCCCUUGCAAACAAACACCAAUGAAACGUGUGUGAAAUAUGGGUAAGGUUUUUCUUUCAGUUGAAAAGCAUUUGUUUGUUUAAAAAGGUGAUAAUAAACAC